Messenger RNA from Fusarium redolens, 462 nucleotides. RefSeq lists its product as uncharacterized. The record is from RefSeq and is a predicted model, not a curated record. The coding region runs from base 1 to 462 and encodes 153 amino acids. The transcript is spliced from 3 exons. NCBI's taxonomy places the organism in Eukaryota, Fungi, Ascomycota, Sordariomycetes, Hypocreales, Nectriaceae.
AUGUUUUCCCCUCUCCUCCUCCUAGCCCUCACCCUCAGCGCCCUCGCAACCUCCCCUCCAACCCUCAAUACAACCCAGCAACAUCCCUCCCGCAUCGCGCCACGCUUCAUAUCAGGCGGUUUCUACGACAAAUGCAAAGACGUGCGCUUCUACCUCGCCAAAGCAGACGACACACAUCCCCGCAAGAACAGCUUCGACGGCUACAAGUCUUCUCCAUGGCUUGUAGCGAAAUGUCCUGAUAAGAAUGGAAAGUAUCUCUGCACGUGGCUGGCGUUGAGUAAGUGUUUGCUUAACUCUGAGGGAGAGCUUUACCGUGGUGCAAAUGGAAAUUUUCACGGGUCGUGUACGGCGUAUGUUGCUGUUGGGGCGGUUGAUGGGUAUUUGACCUGUCAUGGGAAUUGGGGAAUCCUCGAUUAUUGCAGUGGAAGGCCAUCGCAUGAUCCUUUUCUCGAUUCGAAGUAA